AAUGAACAGAGCAGAGGCUGGCUAAGAUUUUAUUGCUGAAAGUUAUUCGGAUUCUAAACAAAGUCCAUUUACAAAAUUUUACUAUAUUGAAAUAUAUUUAUAUGUGCACGAGUUUCGUAGUAGCCUCGGGAGUGAUUGGUAGUAUUAUAACCUAUAGAAAUGAACUUUUGUAAUGGUUUCUCUAUCCUGUAAUUUCUAGUAAGAAGUAGUGAUUCUAAAAGAAGUAUUGUUUACAUUCUGUGAAGUGCAUCGUUAAGGAGUUAUAGUCUUGUCUGAGUUGUAUUGUAGAAAUUACGGAAUUCGUGAUUACUACCGAUUAUGUGGAAAACAGUGGCUUUGUGUGUAAAAUGUAUUUAAAGCAGAGUAAUUUAAUUACAAAGUGUUUUUGUGGUGAUCGUGUUCGUAUUCGGAUGUUACCGUAGGAUUGCCAUGUCCAGGCUUGUUGACUACUUCGUUAUUGUGGGAUUUGACCACGAGAAAGAAAGGGGCGGCCUGAGCAACGGCAUUAUACUUCAACGGUUCCCGGAGACCAACUGGGACGACACUCCAUUUCACGACGGAAUAGAAUGGUUUUGCCAGCCACAAGGAUGGGCGCUCUCGACGGAGCGUUCGGAGCCCCGCUUCUACGUGUCCGUGCUGACAGAUGUGGAUGCCAACAGGCACUACUGCGCUUGCCUCUGUUUCAACGAGACCGUCGCCAUCACACCCACCAAGCCGGCAGACGAGGACGAAGAGUCCCUGGACUCGGUGAGGCCUGUGGCCAACAUCACCCACCACAGCAUCAUGUACGCGCCCAAAUGUCUCGUCAUCGUCUCCCGCCAGGACUACAUCGACACUUUCAAGAACUGCCUGGGCAUAAUCUACACCGUAUGGGUGGAGAACCUGGGCGUACCCCUGGAGACCCUGGUGGGCAAUCUUCUCGGGUGCGUCCAGGUGCCGGGCGCCGGCGGGCCGCAGGUGCGCUUCAGCAUCGGCGCGGGCGACCGCCAGGCGCUGCAGCCCCCGGCGGCGCCGCCGUUACCUGUCACACACACCUCUGUGCACAUGCUUUUGAGACUACUAGGCAUUCACAACUCGGUGACCCUAUGGUGUGCGGUGAUGAGCGAGCACAAAGUUUUGCUAGUCUCACUAGCAGCUGCCAGACUAGCGGCCGCUUGCAGAGCGCUCGCGGCGCUAAUGUUCCCGUUUCGAUACGCGCACGUUUAUAUACCACUGCUGCCCGCGGGCUUGGCUGAGGUGCUGGCCACGCCCACGCCGUUCCUGAUCGGCGUACACUCCAGUUUGAAGGAGGAGGUGUCUGAGUUGCUGGACGUAAUAGUAGCAGACCUCGACGUAGGCUCUCUCCACAUCCCAGUCGGUGUGAACAUCCCGCAGCCGUCUGGCACUUUACUAUCCGCGCUGCAAAACUCGCUAGCGUUAGUGCUGCAGGGGGAGCUGCGCAGCGCCGACUCGGCCUUCGCCUCCCCACCACCCGCGCCCUCCCCUCCACACAUGCUGGACAAGGAGCUGCGCGCCAUCUUCAUGCGGACGCUGGCCAGAUUACUGCAGGGAUACAGGCAUUGCCUGACCAUAAUCCGCAUACAUCCAUCGCCAGUACUUACGUUCCACAAGCUCGGAUUCCUGGGACGACGCGGCUUAUCGACGUGUCCAUUCGCCGUACGACUUCUGGACUCGAUGUUCUUUAACGGAUUGGUAGCAGAAAGGGGACCGCCUUGGAGAGCCACAGAUGUCUGGGAUGAUCUACUGCAAAACCUUCCAGAACAGCUUCGACUCGAGGGACUGAACCCGGAGUUGGAGCUGCAGCACAUCCAGGAGCUCGCCAUGCAGCUGCACCUCAACGAGAACCCAAAUCCGCAGGCGUACCAACAGCGCGUAUUGCGUCCACCAGAGGGCGCGUCUGCCAGAAUUCAUCAACCCCCGCUGCCCACACUUGACGCCGCCAAGGUCCGUGACGUCAUCGCCGACGUCACCGCUCGCAACGCCGCCACUAAUAAGUUAUCAAUACGCGCGCCGCAGCCGCGUAUAGUUCCGCCUGCAGCGCCUCCUACCGGAGCUUCGGAACUGUCGCAUGCACUACUCACCAACUCUGCGAGAAGACUAGAAGUGGUACGUGGUUGCGUAUCCGCGAUAUUCGAGUGCCGUUACGCGGACGCGCGCAAAUCGUUCCCGGCGGUUUUACGGGCGUUACGAGCUCCUGCCGCACGCGCCGCUUUAACGCGCCAUCUAGCGGCUCGGCUGCCUACUAACAAGCAUCUGCUGCACCAUCACCAGUUCGAUUUAGUCGUCAGGUUGAUGAACUGCGCUCUUCAGUCGACAACGGCGUUGGACGAACAUUCCAUUGCGGCAGCCAUGUUACCUUUAGCCACCGCGUAUUGCAGGAAAUUGUGUACUGGCGUCAUCCAGUACGCGUAUAUGUGCAUACAGGAACACCAAGUGUGGACAAGUCAGCAGUUCUGGGAAGCAGCCUUCUACCAGGACGUACAGAGAGAUAUAAAGGCGCUCUACCUGCCUAGCCCCACGCAUCACCAAAGGGUACCCAGUCCGAGGGAGGAUGAAGAGUAUCUUUCCCUUUUGAAAGCUCAGGAGCCCAGCGCCUUAGAGAUCGCCGCAGAACAAAUGAGGCUUUGGCCCAGUCUACCACCAGAAAAACAGAAGGAGUUAAUAGCGAGCGAAGAGUCCACGUUGUACAGCCAAGCUAUCCACUACGCGAACAGGAUGGUUUAUCUGUUACUGCCGCUAGAGGGUGCUGGACGUCGCGCUGACGUCAGAGGAGACGAGGCUGAUAGAGCCAGCAAUAGUAUCACUAAUAGCGUAGCAGAAUCCGACAGCGCUGACGCGGAGUCUGGCUUCGAAGAGGCUGACCCCGGCGAGGCGGGCAACAACGUCAUCAAGAUGGUAUCCCGAUUUGUAGACAAAGUAUGCACAGAAGGCGGGGUGACCGCAGAACACGUGCGAUGUUUACACCAGAUGAUUCCAGGUGUCGUUCACAUGCACAUGGAGAGUUUGGACGCAGUGGCCCGCGAGAGCAGACGUCUGCCGCCUGUACAGAAGCCGCGUAUCGUAGCCCCGGCUCUAGUGCCGGGUGAAACGCUCGCGGGGCCGGCGUUGCGAGCGUUCUUAGUGCCGGACGGUAGGACCGCUCCUCUCUUGCCUGCAGAGGGCGCUUUGUUCCUCACUAACUACAGACUCGUAUUCAAAGGCACGCCCACCGAUCCGUUCGCUUGCGAACAAACAGUAGUGCGUUCGUUCCCAGUAUGCUCUCUCACUCGCGAGAAAGCAGUAAGGACGCACUACCUUCCACACCUGGAGCAGUCACUACAAGAAGGACUGCAGCUUCGCUCUGCCACCUUUCAGCUGAUCAAGGUGGCUUUAGACGAGGAAGUGAGCGGGGAACAAGCUGAAGCAUUUCGUAAACAACUGACCCGUUUGAGGCACCCGCCCCACCCGUUACUACAUUUCGCCCUCGCACCAAGAGCGCCACCCCCGCCUCAACACCAUCCGCCGAAACAUCAUACUUUGAAGGGUUUCGCCAAGAAGACUCUGCUGAAGACUGCCAGGAAGGCUGGCUUGAAGCCGAAACCGUCCAAGCGACAGAAAUACGUGUUGCCUUCGGCCGACGCAAGAUCUCUCACCUCGCCGCCUCUCAUGUCUUCCCUAUCCGCCGAUACGUUAUCAUUAGAGGAACUGGAGUUAGCCAGUGAAUCGGGCGAGCCAGCGGCGGGUAGAACGCUAGAAAGAUUGAGGGAAAGGGCCUAUGCCAGGGACUGGGCUAGACUAGGGCUCGCCGCGAUGCCCUAUAGGCUGUCUCACGCCAACGCCCUCUAUACGCUGUGCAGAAGUUACCCAGCCGUGAUACCAGUCCCCGAGAGCGUGGGCGACGAGUCUCUACGCAGAAUAUCUCGAUGUUACCGCCAAGGAAGGUUGCCUGUACUCACGUGGCGACAUCCGAGAACGCACGCGUUACUGGCCAGAUCGGCAGCUCCUCAUCACAAGGGUGUAAUGGGAAUGUUAAAGGCUACUCAUCCAAAUCCUGCGGCAACACAAGGCGGCACCGAGACAACAUCUAGCAUAGAACAGGAACGUUAUCUAGCCACAUUAGCUUCGUGUACUCCGACGCGGACAGAACUAGCGGACUCCAGCCUCAGCCUGGACUCGUUAUUGUUGGGAUGCGACGACGCCCCUGCUUCCGCUUCCGGGCCCGCGCCCGUUCACACGCCGCUCCUCACUAAGGCUGCGGGCACUCUCUCGGUGUUACGAAACAGCGGGGGCAAAGGCGGGGGCGGAGCGCCCAGCACGGGGGGCGGGACACGACACUUCGGCCGCUGGGGCUCCCUCAAGGAUCGCCGGCAACCCUCGCAUCUAGAUUUAUACGCCCCGAGGCAAAGGCUGUCCACCGCAGACCAGGAUUCAGUGUCCGUAGAGAGUGGUUGGGCGGUGCGUCGCGCGUCUCUCUACGUAGUAUCGGAGAAGGGAAUAAGCGGUACCGGUACUGGUGGUGCGGAACCUGUUCCCGUGGAGUAUCCUGACGCGAGGCAUACCAAGCACGCUUUCAAGAAGUUAAUGAGGGCGGCUAUUCCUUCUGCCCCGGCGUCCGCCCCGGAUGAACCUGGGUUCCUCAGGUUGAUCGAAGAGUCUGGCUGGUUAUGGCAGCUGCGUCAGUUGUUCCAACUGUCUGGUGCCGUGGUAGACUUGUUGGAUCUCCAGGCGUCUUCUGUUCUACUCUCGUUAGAGGAUGGCUGGGAUGCUACUGCACAGAUCUCCUCGCUAGCUCAGAUCUGCCUGGACCCGUACUACAGGACCCUGGAAGGGUUCCGUAUCCUUGUAGAGAAGGAGUGGUUGGCCCUUGGCCAUAAGUUUCAGCAAAGGUCGAAUAUAGCACCGGCGCCACAACAAGGAUUCACGCCUACGUUCCUUAUGUUUUUGGACGCUGUACAUCAGCUGCAGAAACAGUUUCCUUUAUCGUUCGAGUUCAACGAUUUCUACUUACGUUUCGUGGCGUACCACAGCGUUUCGUGUCGAUUCCGAACGUUUCUGCUAGACAGCGAAGCUCAGCGGGCCGAGUUGGGACUGGCAGCAGCUGACGACAAACGGGCCGACACCAAUCGACUGGGUGUGGAGACAGGAGCGGGCCCUGAGGAAGAAGGCUCUGCACCAUUGGGACAGUCCAUGUUCGACUAUAUAGAUCGCCAUCACCAGAAAGCACCAAUCUUCUACAACUUCCUGUACACACCUGACUUGGAUAAUCCGGUAUUGAGGCCUGUAUCAUCACUCAACUGUCUAGAAGUGUGGCAAUACUACGUAAGCGAAGAAUUGAGUCACGGAGCUCCGUACGAUUUGGACACUCUUGCACCUCCAGAUCUCAACGAUACGCAGCGGAGAUUGGUCACCGCCGGGUACGACAGCGUGGCUCGUUGUAUGCCGGAUGCAUUCUCCGGACUUCUAGAACGAUUGCGUCAACUGGAAUUGGAGUUGGGACAUUUACCGCAGAAGUGGCGAGUACGCUGCGACCAACUCGACCUACCCAACACCACUGAGCUACAGCGCAACUCAUCAAUGUGCUCCGGUGUGGUCCGUCGAGCUACUUUAACCGCCCACAAACGUUCCACGCGCGAGAUAUUGGUCCGCGGGCGGUUAGCGGCCGCCCCGCCCGCGCCCGCCCACCGCUGGGCGCCCGCCGCCUCCGCCGCGCCCGCCCGCUGUGACCACUGCCAGGAUCUGCUCUGGGGACCCCUCAAGUCCGGUGUAAGAUGUAUGGAUUGCGGUGCAGCAUGCCACGAGAGAUGCGUGGAAACGUUCGCUCUAUCGUGCACCAAGUAUAAGGCGCCUCCCGCGCAAGACCGCGAGCCAAUGAGGCCGGCCACGGGGAACAGUGUGUCUACGCUACAGUCUUCUUCUCAACAGUACUACGAGCAGUUUUCUUCAAACGUAGCCGAGAAUCGAACCCACGAGGGGCAUCUGUACAAGCGAGGUGCUCUACUCAAAGGGUGGAAGCAACGUUGGUUCGUGUUGGACUCCAUCAAACAUCAGCUACGAUAUUACGACGCCAUGGAGGAUUCUCAUUGCAAAGGAUUUAUUGAUCUCGCCGAAGUGAUAACUGUGACGCAAGCGCCGGCCGCGCCCGGCCCGCCGAAGAAAUGCGACGACAGAUCCUUCUUUGACUUACGAACCAGCCGACGCACGUACAAUUUCUGUGCGAGUGACGCGGCCGCUGCGCAAGAGUGGAUAGAGAAACUGCAAGCUUGUCUUCAGUGAACAGAAAUAGACCUUGCCACCUUCGCUUUUCAGCUCAUUUUCGCAAAUCAGACUAUUCAAUUCGUCAAGAAAUCACAUUGCGUUUAUAAAGCCCCAUCUUAUGUGAGUAACCAACUACGACGCUACUUUUUUUUUCAAAUAUUACUAAAAGCCAUCCAUAUGCUUAAUAGAAUUGUUUUAGACUGAUUUUAAUGCGCUUUUAUAUCUACUGUAACCAAUUAUUCGUUCAGUUGAAAUUUGUAAAUUUAUACUUGUGUAAAGAUCUGAUGUUACGUUUUCUUCUUUGAAUCGGUCGAUGAGACUUCAAAUAUGGUAAAAUUUCCUUUGUACGCUUUAAUAACUUUAUCAAGUAUACUUAAGCAAGUCCUAUGUUUUGUUUUAAUGUGGGUUUCGUGGAAAAAAAACACAAAUUAUCACGAAAUAUGACUCUUUAGAAGUACGAAACUUAUAAGUUUUGUUUUGAAAAAUUGUUGUGCUAUUAGUAUGAACAGAUUUUAACAAACAGUUUCUAAACACUCAUCAACGUGUCAUACUCAUACGACUCCGAUCUCGACUCGACAUAACCUGCGCUAGUGUCGCGAACGCAGUUAUUUAUACUUUAGACUUAAUAAUAAUUAUUAUUGUCGACAAAAUAGAAUUAGAAAUGAUAUUGUUACGUUGGGUAUUUGUAAAUAUUUUAUCUUAUUAUUGUUGUGUAAAGUAUUAUGUUCUAUUUCAUGUGUAUUUACAAGUGGACGACUCCGGAAUGAUGGAAAUUGAAGUGUUUUAGUUAUUGUCACGCUACUUUCCUCAUUUCGAUAUCGGACUGUGAAAAUGUUAAACAUUUUUGUAUGAUAUUGUUCUUUGAGUAUUUGUAUUGUUUAUGUAACGCAAUGAGGCACACAACAUUUGGGAAUCUUGUUAGGAACUUUUGUCGCAGGCUGUUUUAGAUGUUGACAAAGAAUUCCAUAUUGUAGUUAAGUUAAUAUUCUCUUUUUCUUAACUUUCAAUGCACUGGAAUGCUUAUUAGAUUUUGCAUUUUUUUCCGCUGCUGCGAUAACGGUAUGAAAUUUUUGGUAUCUUAAAGUGAAUAAAUAACGUAUAAAUUGCAGCUAGGUACUUAUUAAUAUAAUUUAAUCUUUCGAAAGAGAAAUUCAUUGAAUUGAUGUAUAUUUAAUUUACAGCUGAUUUAUUAAAAUAAUUAUAAAACAUUCUAAUUUUAACAAUAAAAUUAUAGUAAUCAAUUCCCAUAUUCUGUUCUUUUAACGUUAAAAAGUACACUGUCAUAUUUUUUUAUUAUAUUCUCAACUUAAAAUUUUUCUUGCAUUCCAGGCAUUGCGUGGUGACGUCAAAUAUCGUAAUAUUUAUUUGUGUGUAGUUAAAUAAUAAAACAUAUGAGGAAUUCGACAUUUUUAAGUUAAACGUAAUCACAUUCCUUAUAUUUUUAUUAUAGAUGCGUUUAGUUGGAAGUAACAUGCGUUGGAUUACUUAUUUUUCAAAGAUAUUAUUUUUGUACGCUACUGGAGCUGAUACUCAUUUAUCGUUAUAUUUAAUUAAAGUCGGCCCUGUAUGUUUUGUAAAUAGGUUACGUUACGUUAUCACAUAUCAACGUCUUCACGCGGAGACCAAUGUGUACAUAGUUGAGGGAGGUAGCCUGCGCCGCCUUGUAAUAGUUCCCAACACAUUACGGUUAGAUUUGUUUAGAAAAUUCAUUGCAUUGUGGGUAUAAUUACUUUUAAAAAACGUAAACCAAAAAAAGAAACCUGUUUAGGAAAACUAGGUAGAGCUAACCUUUACUGUCAUUGGCCAGAUUGUAUCGUUGUGUUUUUCCAGCCAAUGGUAGCGCUCGUACUCGUGUGUGAUAAAGAAAGCGCUCCACUAACUCGUUUUCGUAAACAGAGUAUUGCUGUAAUAGUAGAUCCUAAAAAUAGAAAUAAGUAAUAUAAAAUCACGCAGUCAAAUUCAACUUUUCCCCCUAAGCAAUACAACCUUCUUAGUAUUCUGUGUCAAAUCCAUACUGCAGAAAAUUUAGUUCCAGUUAUUAAAGUGGAUCAUACUAAGGACUCGCUCCAUCUAACCCACAUAGUCCUAUUUCGAUAAAUCUUUAAGAUAAUCCUUUCUUACUUCUUGAAGAGUUGAUCGACAGACGUGUUUGGUCGACGUCUUACGCUUUCAUUUACUAUUAGAAUUGAUCAGAAUAAAUCUAACCGCGAUGUGGGGGAAACGCAGCACAGUAGUUUUAGAGUGAGGCCAAACGUUAGUACUGUAAAUAGAAAAUACAAAAUGUUAAUCUUUUAUGUACUAUUAUCAUAAACAUCUCAUCGAUGAGAGGGAAUGAUGAAUUUGUAGCAGUCCUCAAUUUUAGAGAAGAAUGGCCGAAGAGUUCCAGUACACUUUAAGUAUGAUUCUCGUUUACCCUCACUCGUGAUGGCAGCAGGCAGGCUUUCCACCCUAUAGUGUUGAAACGGCGACGAGCCCAAGAGAUUAUUUGUGCCAAAUAUGCACACGGUGCACACUUACUCCAUUGCUCACCUAAUAUUGACGAGCACACUAAAUAUAGAAAUCGAAGUGAUGUGUUUAGAGCUUGGGCGGAUGCAGACGAGGCGAUAAUUGUUAUGACUUUGAAGAAUUAUAAGAUGUACCUUGGUAUAUCCAAAAUUCAUCAUAGACUUACGUUUAAUUGUAGUAGUUGGUGUACUACCACUUCGAAAUGCAAAGCGCUUACGUUCGAUUUUGACAUUUUAGUCUCCUAUUUAUAAUUCUGUUAUCGGAAACAAUUAGGCAUCUCGCGUACUAAACGACCACGACCACGAUCAAUGUACGUCUAGUGCCCGAGAUGCCUUAUAGUAUAAAAUCUGGUAGCUCCAAAACAUCUUCAAAGAUGCACUAAUUCAAGCCUUAUUAGGAACAACAACACAAAGAAGAUUGUUGUUACAAAAUUUAUUGGUGAAGACCUGUAAUUGGUUUUGUAUUGUUAUUUAAGUUUUUAUUAUUUUGAUUAAUAGCUGUAGGGCUUCCAAAAAAAAAAUAAAAAAUUUUUUUUUUUUCGGUAUGAUUUUGAGAAGCGGAUUAGUUCAACUUACACACACUUACACGAACAUUUAAUGAUCACAUCUCAAAACCUGAAACCUAAAAUCUGCCUUUGUUGAAAGUAUGAUAAUAUUAAAAUACAUUUAAAUUUUUACGUGUUUAAAGUUAUGAUAACAAUGUAAAGCUUAAGUACUUUUCAACCUCAACAACGAAUCAUAGGAAAUUCGCCGUUAAUAACAAUACUCGCCUCGCCUGAAAUCACGCAGCUAUAGCAAUAUUUCAUUGAUUUCGAAACAAGUGUUGUGCUUUUUAAGCUUCCAAAAAUCGUUAUCAAAGUGUCACUCAUUAACAGACACUAACGAAUGGUAUCAAAUUAAAUUAGUGUAAGCUCGCUUCGCCGAACAAAAUGAAUGAUGUUAACUGUGAUGUCUAUUGCUGUACGCAAUGUCUCGAACCCUAGUGUAUUUUAGUGCAAUAAUAUUGAACGUGGCUAGUGUUGUAACCUGAAUUGUAGUGUCACAAUAUCAUAUACUAAUGUACAGCGGUAGGGCAAGCCGUUACCCGUGUAACUUUGCACUGCGUACCAUCAAAUAAACAGAUCGACUUUUAAAUA
Chilo suppressalis (striped riceborer) is the source of this 9874-nucleotide messenger RNA. Lineage: Eukaryota; Metazoa; Arthropoda; Insecta; Lepidoptera; Crambidae. The record is from the annotation of a GenBank genome assembly.